Molossus molossus (Pallas's mastiff bat) is the source of this 2824-nucleotide messenger RNA. It is a transcript of the gene POU6F1, whose product is annotated as POU class 6 homeobox 1. Lineage: Eukaryota; Metazoa; Chordata; Mammalia; Chiroptera; Molossidae. The record is from RefSeq and is a predicted model, not a curated record. The transcript has 10 exons. Gene Ontology annotation, molecular function: RNA polymerase II cis-regulatory region sequence-specific DNA binding; DNA-binding transcription factor activity, RNA polymerase II-specific. Bases 121 to 1956 code for a protein of 611 amino acids. Gene Ontology annotation, biological process: regulation of transcription by RNA polymerase II.
UUUUUGAUGUGGUAUGGAAAUGGUACUACUGUGUCAUACCAGCCUUUGCUUUUCCCAUCCUAUUUCACCCCACAGGAUGUGCUAGUUGUGGGCCAGCCCCACCUACCCUGACAAGUGACCAUGGAUCCAGGAGCUGGCCCAGAGUCAUCUUUGACUAUCAAUGAGCAGGUCAUCGUGAUGUCAGGCCAUGAGACCAUCCGCGUGCUCGAAGUUGGAGUGGAUGCCCAGGUCCCUGCUGAGGAAGAAGGCAAAGGACUGGAGGGUAUGGCUGCCGAGGGCUCCCAGAGCAGAGGUCCUGCUGAAGCCAGUGAACCUGCUGGUGAAACUGGACCAGACAACCCAGACUCCUCUGCAGAGGCGACUGUGAAGUCACCCCCGGGGAUCCCUUCGAGCCCUGCCCCAGCUGUCGCCACCUUCAGCCAAGCCCCAAGCCAGCCUCAGGCAUCACAGACCCUGACGCCCCUGGCCGUUCAAGCUGCCCCCCAGGUCUUGACUCAGGAAAACUUAGCCACAGUUCUGACAGGAGUUAUGGUUCCAGCAGGGGCAGUUACUCAACCUCUUCUUAUCCCCAUCAGUAUUGCAGGUCAAGUGGCUGGUCAGCAGGGGCUGGCCGUGUGGACAAUUCCUACAGCAACCGUGGCUGCCCUCCCAGGACUGACCGCUGCUUCUCCUACGGGGGGAAUUUUCAAGCCACCUUUAGCCAGUCUCCAAGCAGCGGCCGUGCUGAACACCGCUCUCCCGGCACCCAUACAAGCUGCCCCACCGGUACAGGCCUCCUCGCCCGCCCAGCCCCGGCCACCAGCUCAGCCCCAGACGCUGUUCCAGACCCCGCCGCUGCUGCAGACCACGCCUGCCAUCCUACCGCAGCCCACUGCUGCCGCCGCUACUGCCCCCACCCCCAAGCCCGUGGACACCCCCCCACAGAUCACCCUCCAGCCUGCAGGCUUCGCAUUUAGCCCAGGAAUCAUCAGUGCUGCUUCCCUCGGGGGACAGACCCAGAUCCUGGGCUCCCUCACUACAACUCCAGUCAUUGCCAACGCCAUUCCCAGCAUGCCAGGGAUCAGCAGUCAGAUCCUCACCAAUGCUCAGGGACAGGUAAUUGGAACACUUCCAUGGGUAGUGAACUCGGCUAGCGUGGCAGCAUCAGCACCAGCCCAAAGCCUGCAGGUCCAGGCUGUGACCCCUCAGCUACUGUUGAACGCCCAGGGCCAGGUGAUUGCAACCCUGGCCAGCAGCCCCCUGCCUCCACCUGUGGCUGUCCGGAAGCCAAGCACGCCUGAGUCCCCUGCUAAGAGUGAGGUGCAGCCCAUCCAGCCUACGCCAGCUGUGCCCCCGCCUGCUGUGGUCAUCGCCAGCCCAGCCCCAGUGGCCAAGCCAUCUGCCUCUGCUCCCAUCCCAAUUACCUGCUCAGAGACUCCCACUGUCAGCCAGUUGGUGUCCAAGCCACAUACCCCAAGUCUGGAUGAGGAUGGGAUCAACUUAGAAGAGAUCCGGGAGUUUGCCAAGAACUUUAAGAUCCGGCGGCUGUCCCUGGGCCUCACACAGACCCAGGUGGGUCAGGCUCUGACUGCUACAGAAGGCCCGGCCUACAGCCAGUCAGCCAUCUGCCGGUUUGAGAAGCUGGACAUCACACCUAAGAGUGCCCAGAAGUUGAAGCCAGUACUGGAGAAGUGGCUGAAUGAAGCCGAACUCCGGAACCAAGAAGGCCAACAGAACCUGAUGGAGUUUGUGGGAGGUGAGCCCUCCAAGAAACGCAAACGCCGCACCUCCUUUACUCCCCAGGCCAUAGUGGCUCUCAAUGCCUACUUCGAGAAGAACCCCUUGCCCACUGGCCAGGAAAUCACUGAGAUUGCUAAGGAGCUCAACUAUGACCGGGAGGUUGUGCGGGUCUGGUUCUGCAAUCGGCGCCAGACGCUCAAGAACACCAGCAAGCUGAACGUCUUUCAGAUCCCUUAGGGCUCAGCCCCCAGCCCUGUGUUCCAGCACUUUGUACUUGUCCCUUGGCACCCAGCUGCAGCCACAGCCGUGACAGCACCUGUCAUUCUGCUACAUGUGGCUCUGCUUGUCCUGGGUCUUGAGACCCCACUGUGUGCAUGCCCGUCAGCUGCCUGUGCUGUCCCCCACAUAUUGCACAUCGUGGGGAGGGCAUAGGGGCCCAGUAAGAGCACCAGGCUCUGGGCUGGUCAUGCCAAGGGAGGGGGUUUGUGGUGUCACUUAAAAAAGCACUUUGCUAACGUGGUUUUUGAAGGGUGAGUUUUGAAGGGUUGGGAACCAGAAACUCCCUGUCUUUGGGGCAGGCCUGCAGCAGCCCCUACGGACUGACCAUUAGCUCUUAUUUUCAACGGCUUCUCUUUCCACCUCUCUUUGCUCCUCUGUGCAAGCGUGGCAGGUACAGCAGCUCAUCCAGCAGAACCACAGCCUUGCCCUCUUUGCCUGCAGGCACACUAUCCCCUGAAAGGACCCAAGAGACACAAUUCUGAAAAGGGUGAUGUGCUGCUCAAAAUGUCAGACUCAGUGUCUACCUUGACCUCAAGGUCAGAAGGUAACUCAGCCCUGGGGCCGGAACGUGUCACCUCCUCCCCCACCUCUCCCAGGUUCCUUUUGAGGGAAAUUGCACUAAAGCAGAACCUUUUCUUGUGUAAUCCAUGUUGGAAGGAAGCAACACUGAACUCUAGCUGUCCUGGACUUGACCUGGGUCUGUGGCAGGUUGGGAACUUAGUAAAUGAGGCUAUUCUUCCAGACUUUAAUCUCUGCCCAUGACCCCCCCCCCCCCCCAACACUGUGGGUUAAGAGAAUUUACAGCCUGAAAAUCCCCUUCCCAAGU